Wallemia ichthyophaga EXF-994 is the source of this 480-nucleotide messenger RNA. RefSeq lists its product as uncharacterized. The coding region runs from base 1 to 480 and encodes 159 amino acids. NCBI's taxonomy places the organism in Eukaryota, Fungi, Basidiomycota, Wallemiomycetes, Wallemiales, Wallemiaceae. The record is from RefSeq and is a predicted model, not a curated record. The transcript is spliced from 2 exons.
AUGAGACUUGACGUUGGCCUGGAUGCAUACGAGAAGUCUGUUAGCUUUGAUACAGACGCGUACAUAAACGAUGUUAUCCGUCCACAGGUUGACGGUCCUGAUUCGUUAAAAAAUACUAUUGGCGUGACUGUUUGUUUCACACAGCAACUGCAUCCAGGUCGUUAUCUGUCCAUGAGAUUCCUCUUCCUGAAUGCUAUAAAAUUCUUAAAUGAUGCUCUCGAGAUCAUCAAGCUUUCACGAAAACCGUUAAGAGAUUAUGAAGUACACUCACAACAAGUCACGCUGGAGCUGGGUGGGCUAGUUGUAAUAGGAUCUCCAGCAUACAACUACCCUCAAAUGGUGGAAAAGUUUCAGUCAAUUGGUUCUAGCAAGGAAGAGUUGUGGGGUAAGAGCAUUGAUUACUGCAACUACCGUUUCUCGAGCCGCCCACCAAAGCAAACAAAAUACUUAUUUAGUCGUAUUAUCGAUAUGACGAUGUAG